CUAUGUUUUUAGUUCAUCUCUUGAUUUUUCUGUAUAGGGUGGUCCCAUAAAAGGUAUCAAUUAAUUCACCCAACGAUUAUAAAACAAAAGUGUUUACACCAGAAUAUCGCCAAUCAUAGUUUCUCUCAUUUUAUAAUAAUUCUCCAUCUUCUUCCUUCAUCUUCAAGUUUAUAGAACCUUCACAAAUCAUAAAACUCUCUCUAACUCUCUGCAACAAUCUAUACUUUCAUUACUCAUAUAAAAAAAAUGGGAAGACAUUCUUGUUGUUUUAAGCAGAAGCUACGAAAAGGCCUUUGGUCUCCCGAGGAAGAUGAGAAACUUCUCAAUUAUAUCACUAGACAUGGUCAUGGCUGUUGGAGUUCUGUCCCUAAACUCGCAGGUUUGCAAAGAUGUGGAAAGAGUUGUAGACUUAGGUGGAUAAAUUAUUUGAGACCAGAUUUAAAGAGAGGAGCUUUCUCGCAAGACGAAGAAAGCUUAAUCAUUGAGCUCCAUGCUGCAUUAGGCAACAGGUGGUCUCAAAUCGCAACGCGGUUACCGGGAAGAACAGACAACGAGAUCAAAAACUUUUGGAACUCAUGUCUUAAGAAGAAGCUGAGAAGAAAAGGCAUUGACCCAACAACACAUAAACCCCUAAUAACAAGCGAGCUUCAAUCUCUUAACGUCAUAGAUCAGAAACUGACGUCAUCAGAAUUAGUAAAGUCAACGGGUUCGAUAAACAACCUACAUGAUCAGUCAAUGGUCGUCUCAUCGCAACCAGGUCCAUGGUGGUUCCCGGCGACUACAACGACGACUAAUCAAAACGCUGCGUUUUGCUUUAGUUCAAGUAAUACUACUCCAACGGUUUCAGACCAAAUCGUAUCUUUACUCUCUUCAAUGUCCACGUCAUCAUCUCCGACACCAAUGACUACAAACUUCAAUCCUGCUCCAAACAACUGGGAACAACUCAACUACUGCAACACAGUUCCAUCUCAGACCAACAGUAUCUAUAGUGCCUUCUUUGGUAAUCAAUACACAGAAGCUAGCCAAAACAUGAACAAUAGUAAUAUUACUCCAUUAGUACUGGAUCAUCAUCAAGACACGAAGUCAUGGGCAUCAGAGAUUCUUCAUUACACAGAACAUAACCAAAGCUCAGAAAUUGGUUUAGAAGCAGAAGUGAAGCCAGACAUUGCCAAGUACUACUGGAGAUCAGCAUCGUCCUCCUCAUCACCAAACCUAGAAGCUGCAACAUUACUACAUGAUGCUAACGUGGAAGUGUACGGUAAAAAUCUACAAAAACUUAAUAGCAUGGUGUUUGAUCAAAGCCUUUAGAUUAACAUAUGUUUUAGAGAGUUUCUAUUUCUAUAUUCACAUUCAUAGACCUGAGUUUAUUGAUUGAUCCAUACAUAUAUAAUGUUCUGCUUGUGUGUAAAGUAUGUAUAUGGUUUUUGGUUUGUGUAAAUUUUCUGUUCGUGUGAAUUUUUUUGGUGCUAA
Arabidopsis lyrata subsp. lyrata is the source of this 1470-nucleotide messenger RNA. RefSeq names its product transcription factor MYB86. The coding region runs from base 247 to 1308 and encodes 353 amino acids. The record is from RefSeq and is a predicted model, not a curated record. Gene Ontology annotation, biological process: regulation of stomatal movement. NCBI's taxonomy places the organism in Eukaryota, Viridiplantae, Streptophyta, Magnoliopsida, Brassicales, Brassicaceae. The transcript has 3 exons.